This is a messenger RNA of Trichoderma gamsii, 1008 nucleotides long. Its product is annotated as malate dehydrogenase. Gene Ontology annotation, molecular function: L-malate dehydrogenase (NAD+) activity. Gene Ontology annotation, biological process: malate metabolic process; tricarboxylic acid cycle. The coding region runs from base 1 to 1008 and encodes 335 amino acids. Gene Ontology annotation, cellular component: mitochondrion; cytoplasm. Lineage: Eukaryota; Fungi; Ascomycota; Sordariomycetes; Hypocreales; Hypocreaceae. The record is from RefSeq and is a predicted model, not a curated record. The transcript is spliced from 3 exons.
AUGUUGGGCUCCACCAUCCAGCGCAGGGCUUUCUCUGCCUCUGCCCGCAACCUGUCCAAGGUUGCCGUCCUCGGUGCUGCCGGUGGCAUUGGCCAGCCUCUGUCUCUCCUGCUCAAGCUCAACACCCGCGUCACCGAGCUUGCUCUGUACGAUAUCCGCGGCGGACCCGGUGUCGCUGCCGACAUCUCCCACGUCAACACAAAGUCCGUCGUCAAGGGCUAUGAGGCCACCCCCAGCGGCCUCGCUUCCGCCCUCAAGGGCUCCGACAUUGUCCUGAUCCCCGCCGGUGUCCCCCGAAAGCCCGGCAUGACCCGUGACGAUCUCUUCAACACCAACGCCUCCAUCGUCCGCGACCUCGCCAAGGCCGUUGCCGAGUCCGCCCCCGAGGCCAAGCUGCUCAUCAUCUCCAACCCCGUCAACUCCACCGUCCCCAUCUGCGCCGAGGUUUUCAAGGCCCGUGGUGUCUACAACCCCAAGAAGCUGUUCGGUGUCACCACCCUGGACGUUGUCCGUGCCAGCCGCUUCGUCUCCGAGAUCAAGAACACUGACCCCAAGGACGAGAACAUCACCGUCAUUGGUGGCCACUCCGGUGUCACCAUCGUUCCUCUCUUCUCCCAGAGCAACCACCCCGACCUCUCCUCCAACGCCGAGCUCGUCAAGCGUGUCCAGUUUGGUGGUGACGAGGUCGUCAAGGCCAAGGACGGUGCCGGUUCCGCCACCCUCUCCAUGGCUUUCGCCGGUGCCCGCAUGGCCGAUGCCCUGCUCCGCGCCGCUGACGGCGAGAAGGGCGUCAUUGAGCCCACCUUUGUCGAUUCCCCUCUGUACAAGGACCAGGGCAUUGACUUCUUCAGCACCAACGUUGAGCUCGGCCCCAACGGUGUUGAGAAGAUUCACCCCAUUGGCAAGAUUGAUGCCAACGAGGAGAAGCUCGUCGAGGCCUGCCUGGGCGACCUCAAGAAGAACAUUGCCAAGGGUGUUGCCUUUGCCCAGGAGAACCCCGGCAACUAA